AGCCAUGGGGGUUCGCGGACUUACAAGUUAUAUCAACUCAAUCGGAACGCUUUGGACACAGAUCAAUCUUAAAAAUACAAAACUUAUCAUCGAUGGAUCUUGUCUGUGCCAUUAUCUUUACUAUAGCAAUGGCUUAGACUGCCGAUGUGGUGGUCAGUACCAAGAAUAUUAUGAUGCUGUAGUUUCGUUUUUCGAUGCUCUGGUUUCGAACGGCGUGGAGGCCUAUGUUGUAUUCGAUGGAGCACAUGAUCCAAGCGACAAGAAAUUAGAGACACGUAUAGCACGAACCAACGAGAGGGUUAGAAAAUCAAAUGCUCUGUCGAUGUCCGCUGAUGAUUUUUUACUUCCGCUUUUGGCGAUGAACGUGUUCGUGGACGCACUCAGGAAUCGCGGCGUAAAAUUCGUUUUCAGUGACUGCGAAGCCGACACAGAAAUUGCCUCGUUGGCUUAUGGGUGGAAUUGUCCAGUUCUUAGCAAUGACAGUGACUUCUUUAUCUUUGACAUCAAAGCUGGGUACAUUCCUUUUGAAUUCUUGGAAUGGAAUUCCAGUUCUUUGACAGCGAGGGUUUUCUAUCGGCAAAAACUGGCGUCGCACCACCGAAUUCGUGCAGAAUUAAUUCCCUUAUGGGCUUCGUUGGCAGGAAAUGACUACGUGAGUCGUGAUUUAUCAUCUACGUUUAAUCGUGCGUUGAAUGGUUUUCAGACUUUCAACCAUAUUAGAUUUGAAAGCAUUGCGAACAUGCUAUCCAAACUUCGCGACUCAAACGAGGAAGAGGCUUUGAAAUGUGCCUUGAAAAUAAUGAAGUCAGCUGAAAACAGAGAACAACUUAGACAAGCUGUUGAACUUUCUCUCCAGGAAUACACACUUUCAGAGUCGAAUCUAUCGGGCUAUUUCCAAGACGACAUAGUCUCUAGCUCCCUUAGAACGCAGAGCAAUCGCGAGAUCAAUCAGUGGGUCUUGCGCAGGUUCCGAAAUGGAAAGUUUUCCUCCAAAUGCAUCAGCAGUUUGACAUCGGGGAAACUGUUCCUGGAAAUUCCCGUUGAAAAUUGUAGAGAAAUAUCGGCGAACUGUUGCUCUAAGCGGUUAAGGAGAUGCGUGUAUGGAAUUUUGAACGAUGCUGAAACAAAAGCAGAAGGAAAUAUAAAGGUGAUCCAAGAAUGGGACAGAGAGGGCUUAAGUGUCCAACAAUCAAUUGUAAAACCCUACCAAGAAGGCGUGGUCCCUUCUUUGAGCCUAAUCCCGUACCUCGAUCUCGGAGAGCGUGUAAAUUUUUUGUUGUUUGCACUCGAUUCGGAUACCACAGCUGUCAGGUUCUUAGGUAAAAGGUUUAUUUUGAUUGCCGCAUCACUUCGUUACCUCAUAAAAUACGCGCAUCCACCCUUGGAGACAAACCAUCUGAUCGCUUUACUGUGUUGUUGUGUAAACUUGGAGAAAGGCGAGUUGUACAAUGGUAAAGAAGCCACUGUAAGCCCUUACCGCUCCUUAUGGCCGUUUGACAUACGAGCGGUGCAAAGCUUUGCUCAGUGGCAGUGUGUUCUGAGAGAUGCAAUUCAUCUAAACUUUAAUUUGCUUGAGCCUGUACCUGUACCAUGUAUUCAUAAGACGUUCAAUGGAAAAAUGGCACAAAAACUGCUUGAAAGUUUGCAACAAGGUCGUACGCCAGAAUCCUUACUUUGUUCUCCAAGUGUUCUUUCGCGAUAUAAAGAGCUUUACACUGCUAUUACAGACCAGGAAGGCGAUGUUGCCGUCAGGAUGCAAAGCUUACGUUUAUGAACCACAGAAGAAAAACGGCACGAGAAAAAUUCCUAAGACGUGACCUUCCGGCCAACAAGAGAGGUAUCACCACCCAAGAGGGCAGCGCCGACAGCUUCUUGGAACUUAAGCACAGCGCCACUGCCGUCUUAAGAUCCGAUGGUUGAUUGACAAAGGGAAACCAAACUAAAAUUACAGUCAGAUGCCCUCCAAAAAUCACAGGGGAAUAUUCUUCAAUGUUCCUGUUCUGCCUCUAGCUCAAAAAACGAAAGGAAAGAAUUUGAAUCUUCGACCUAUUCUCUUUUCCUCUGGUAAAGAAGAAGAAACGAAUGGUCAGCGGAAAGUGCCAAAUACUAACGUGCACCGACUAACAUUAGAUAACGAUUUUCUGACUUUUGUGAACGUUAGUUUUAAAUGUUUGACAUACCAUUACCUUUUAAAAAGUUUGUUUUCUUUUUAUUCUUUUUCAAUCAUAACAUUUAAUUUACAUAAACAUUAUUUGGAGAAUUUUUAGCAUAAUAAUUUCAUUCCCUGAAGCUUAGGUCGGAUAAAUUAAAAGUAAGGAGUUAUAAUUCCGCUUUUACUCGCUGCAGUGCCUGCGUCAGUUUACUUUUAAAUACAUUAUAUGUUGAAUGGAUACCCACAUUAGCGUUGUUAAAUAUCUCGAGUUAGUGAGGGACUGGGAUUUUUCUUUUCAGUUUAUGCUGUUAUAUGUUAGCCAAUCUUUAAAUGAUUUUCUCAUCAGCACGAACACCGCUGAAGUUCCUUGAUGAAUUAGAGUGCCUACGUAGCUCCAGGAUUCUACAGUUCCUUUCUUAUCUCACGUUUACAGUAUAAAAAGUCAUUUCCGAAUUA
Messenger RNA from Pocillopora damicornis (cauliflower coral), 2608 nucleotides. Its product is annotated as single-strand DNA endonuclease ASTE1. NCBI's taxonomy places the organism in Eukaryota, Metazoa, Cnidaria, Anthozoa, Scleractinia, Pocilloporidae. Gene Ontology annotation, molecular function: nuclease activity. The record is from RefSeq and is a predicted model, not a curated record.